Molecule: messenger RNA, 1551 nt
Organism: Aplosporella prunicola CBS 121167
Lineage: Eukaryota; Fungi; Ascomycota; Dothideomycetes; Botryosphaeriales; Aplosporellaceae
Exons: 1
Coding region: 343-1464 (373 amino acids)
Molecular function (GO): NADPH dehydrogenase activity; FMN binding
Source: RefSeq, a predicted model, not a curated record
AGUGUGAGCUCGAGUAGGACAGGCGGUACGGUUCCAUGCCGGCCACCUAUGUAUGUACUAACUCCGGCCUCACUCGAAGAUGUAAUCCGUAAUCCCCGUACAAUGGUCAACGCUUUGGAUUAUCAAUCAAAUCCACGCCAUCGAGUAUCGGAAGUCCUAGCUCGCCACGCCGGUCUGGUUGCUAUCUAGACGUAUAUAACCAACCUCUCCGCUCUUCCAAGGUGUCUGAAUCCGCAUAACAACCGUUCUUUUUCAAAAGUUCAACACAAAAUUUCAUUGAUUUUUCCUCAUUAAAAAGCUUUAUACCAAUUUAGUUUCCUGUUCCACUCAAAAACGUCCAAAAUGGCCUCCAACAGCAAGCUCUUCACACCCUUCAAGGUGGGAGCCUCCAACCUGGAGCACAGGAUCGCAAUGGCUCCUUUGACCCGCUUCCGCGCCGACGACUCUCACGUCCCCACCGAUAUGAUGGCCGAGUACUACAGCCAAAGAGCCGUUAUUCCCGGAACCCUCCUGAUCUCCGAGGCCGCUCCCAUCUCCAAGCGGGCCGGUGGUUAUGCCAACGUCCCCGGCCUCUACACCGAGGAGCAGCUCGCCGGGUGGAAGAAGGUUACUGACGCCGUUCAUGCCAAGGGUUCAAAAAUCUGGGCUCAGUUGUGGGCGCUUGGCCGUACUGCCAACCCUCAAGUCCAGGAGGCAGAGGGUCUGAAGGAUGCUUUAGUUAGCUCCAGCCCUGUUCCCAUGAGCGACAACUCCCCUACGCCUAGGGCGCUCACGGAGGAAGAGAUCAAAAGCUACAUCCAGGACUACGCUCAGGCCGCAAAGAACGCGGUUGAAAAGGCUGGCUUUGAUGGCGUUGAGAUUCACGGUGCCAACGGUUACCUCAUUGACCAAUUCACCCAGGAUACCUGCAACAAGAGGACGGAUUCCUGGGGAGGCAGCGUGGAGAACAGGGCGCGUUUCGGUCUCGAGGUCGCUAAGGCCGUCACGGCCGCGAUUGGUGCCGACAAGACCGGUAUUCGUCUUAGCCCGUGGUCUUCGUUCCAGUCCAUGAGGAUGGAGGACCCCGUUCCUCAGUUCACCUACAUCAUCAAGGGUUUGAAGGAGCUUGACCUUGCCUACCUUCACCUGGUCGAGUCCCGUGUCGGUGGCAAUGCCGACGUUGAGGCUUCCGAGCGCCUGGAUUUCGCUCUCGAGGCGUGGGGCAAGGAGAAGGCCGCGUGGAUUGCCGGUGGUCUCCGCCCCGCCUCGGCGCAGGAGACGGUCGACAAGCAGUACCAUGACUACAACGUUGGUGUGGUUUUCGGCCGUUACUUCAUCUCGACGCCCGACCUUGUGUACCGGGUAAAGAACGGAAUCGAGCUGGAGCCGUACAACCGCGACACGUUUUACAACGCAAAGAGCCCGGUGGGCUACGUCGACUACCCCUUCUCGAAGGAGUUUCAGAGUGAGACGGGAGGACAAUAGAGGCCUCGGGCGAUAGGUACAAUUGCUUUUUUGGCGUUAGAUCAGACUAGAGAAUCUAGACUCAUGAAUUGAUGAUCUAUUUCCGGC